Messenger RNA from Zonotrichia albicollis (white-throated sparrow), 1364 nucleotides. Lineage: Eukaryota; Metazoa; Chordata; Aves; Passeriformes; Passerellidae. The record is from RefSeq and is a predicted model, not a curated record.
UGGAGAUGGGGGAAAGCUAGAGCCUGACCACAUUCCUUACAGAACAGUAAGGUUCUGUUAAACUGUACUUCCGUCCUCAAUUGGACCAUAUUCCUGUUUUAAACUGUCAUUUUCUCCAAGAACCAGAUUUUAUUUCAAUUUUUUAGCAUUUCCAUUAAGGCUUAUGAGACUACAACGACUAAAAUAGUAAGAUUACAUAACUGCUGUUGCUGUCUAUAAAGCUGGCAGGGAAACAGCACGAUUUGCUUGGCUGACCGCACCAAAUAAGCAGAGUAUGCCCUCAAAACUCAGCAAGGUUAAAUAGCUAAUUGUUAUAAAUCUGCCUCACGGAGUAGGUCCAGAGCCCCUUCCCAAGACAGACACAUGGUGGGGAAUACUCACUCCAUGGAAGGAUGGGGAUCACCGGCGAGGUCCCACUUGGCUGCAGGAGCUUCCAGGGACACCUUUUCUUCUGGCAGCAGCGGCGGCUCCAGGGCUUGGAGUCCUCCUUGAAAAGAAGAAUAGUAACAAUUAGCAACAAACAGCAUCAGCAGUACACUUUAUCAAGAAAGCCCUAAAAGCAUUAUUUUUAGGAUGGCAGUGUAUUGGCAAUUUUUAUUUUUUAUAUUGUCGCUGUGACCGAGUACAUGUGUGAGCACACCUAGACCCUCAUGCAGCAGGGUUUGCACCCCGUGCACGACCAGCCCCGGAUCGGCCAUGCAUUCAGCGUUGGUGGGUAUUCGGCUUCUAUUGCCAAAGCUGUCGGUCCGUCCUCUCACCACUGCUCCGGCACCUGCAUCCCACAGCCAGGUGAUGAUGCUGGGCAGCCCGCGGGUGGCCGAGCUGCUGCUGCUGCACGGAGCCGACCCCAACCGCCCCGACCCGCGCACCGGCUGCCUCCCGGUGCACGACGCGGCCCGCGCCGGCUUUCUGGGCACGCUGGCGGCGCUGCACCGGGCCGGGGCGCGCCUCGACCUCCCCGACGGCGGCGGCCGCCUGCCCCUCGAAGUGGCGGCGGGGGGCCCGCACGGACCCGUGGGGCGGUACCUGCGCGACCCUCCGGCCUUGCCGGCAGCCGCGGGGGCCGCCGAGAAGGCUGCGCGCUGACCCCAUCCCGGCCGUCCCGCCGCGUCCGCGUCGCCGCGUUCCCUGCAGCCCACCUCCCCCGCGAGCAGCCCCGCCGCCCGUCAUCAGCGAGCCGUCGGGAAAAAAAUUGGCAAUCAAUUAGUUACUUUCUAGCUUUUUGCAUGUGGAGAUCCCAUUUGCUCAGAAGAUAUAGUCAAUGAGCUUCUUAUUUUUAAGACAGCUUUCUGGCUCUCUAAGCCAGAUAUUUGGAAAUAACAACAAAUGCCUAAUUUUGCUAAUAAAUCUGGAUUUUUGCCCUC